GUGUUAGUACCCGCAGCCGUUUUGGCUCAAGGGCCCGCCAGGCAGGGCUUGACUCCGCCUUUGUUUCCGCGGAUGGCGGUGAUCGACCUGCUGGAAGACGAGGCACCUCAGAACCGCUGCGAGGAGGGCCGAUGCGAGGAUGUGACCUUCGUAGUGGAGGGCGCCGAGGUCCGCGCCUCCCGGUUGCGGCUGUCGUCGAAGAGCAGCUACUUCAGGGCGCUCCUGGGCGCCCCCUUCUUGGAGGGGGGCCUCUCGGACAAGAUCGUGAUCCGGGACGUCACCAAGGAGGCUUUCGAGCUCUGCCUGCUCUUCCUGGCCUCCGGCUCCAUCAGCGCCGUGACCGAGGGAAACGCCGCAGCCGUGUGGCGAGCGGCCGACAUGUACGACAUGCCCGCGCUGUCCAGCGCGUGCCGCCGCACUUUGAUCAACUCUGUCAACGACGCGACCCUCUUCGCCACAUUGUCCGCGGCUGACGCCCUGGGCCCCCUCGGCUCGGAGGUGUCGGAGCACUGCUUGAGCUACCUGAGGUCGCGCGCCUCGACCAUCCUGCGGGCCGACCCGGGAGACAGCAUCAGGGACCUCAGCGCCGCCUCCGUCUUCGCGGUGUGCGCGGCCCUCGGGCAGCACGUGGCGCUGUCGCGGCAGCCGGGCUCGCUGAUGAGCCAGUGGCUGGGUCCGUUGCUGGACUGGGGCGCGGCCCGCUGGGGAACCUACACCUUCGAGAGCCUGUACACCAAGGCCAACGCCCUGGACUUCGCGGAGCUCUCGGGCUUCGCCCCCGCGGCCUCGCUGUCCUGGUGCGCGGAGGUGGCCGCCGCCGCGCUCUCCAGGAACACCGCGCUGUACAGCCCGAGUGCCAGCGUCGGUGGCUUCUCCUUCGGGUUGAGGCUAGACACCAUGCCCCAGGCGAGCAGCGAGAGCAUCGGGCUCUAUGUUUGCCCGAAGACCAGGGCCGACGUCCCUGAGUGGUGGCAGUUCCACGCCGCCUUCAAGGUGACGGCGCGGCCGUCCGAUUUGGACCCCAGCGGCGCCUGCACGUGGACGUGCAACGCGCUGUUCGGCCACCACGACAGCAGCCUGGCCUGGGGGGUGGGCCGCCACGGGCUGCUGCCGCACGCCCGGGCCUUCCCCGCCGGGAGCGGCAAGCUGCACGUCAGAGGUCAAUUGGCCCUGAACUCGCUCCUGAGCUUCCUGAACGCCCACACGUUCCUGCACGCGAGCACGCUGCUGGCCAACAGGUGUCCCUUCAUGGCGACGGGCCACGUGGAGGACCUCCUGUCGCUGGACUCGCUGCCAGUCGCCUCCGAGGACACCGUCCUCUCCGAGCUGCUCGCCGCGCGCGGCACCAGCGGCGACGCUGCCGCCGCGCGGCGCGCCGACCGGCUGCUGCGGUGGGGUCCGCCCGCAGUACCUGUCGCCCGACGCGCUGCUCGCCGCCUGCGACGAGCCCGCCCGGUCGAGCCCCGCGCUGAAGGCCAUGCUGCUGUGGCUGCUCGGCGAGGGCCGGCUCUCGCCGGUGGACCGCCCGCGCGAGGGGCGCCCCAGGAGCAUCAGUACAAGUGGCAGAACCAGACGGGCGUGUCGGGCUGGCGGACCCACGGGCAGGUACGACAUCGUUUCGGACUGCCGCCCCUGCAUCAGGGUAAGGCUCGUUGAGAGGCUGCUGGAGCCCGCGGCGCUGUGCGAACAGUGCGCGGCGCGCAGGAAGCGCCCGCGCCCCGCCAGCAGUGGCGCGGGCGCAAGACCGCCACCCGGGGACGCGGCGGCGGAAAGAAGUCCACAGCGCGCCG
Messenger RNA from Prorocentrum cordatum, 1790 nucleotides. The record is from the annotation of a GenBank genome assembly. NCBI's taxonomy places the organism in Eukaryota, Dinophyceae, Prorocentrales, Prorocentraceae.